This is a messenger RNA of Dicrocoelium dendriticum, 2139 nucleotides long. NCBI's taxonomy places the organism in Eukaryota, Metazoa, Platyhelminthes, Trematoda, Plagiorchiida, Dicrocoeliidae. The record is from the annotation of a GenBank genome assembly.
AUGCCGAAAUCAUUCGCUGGUCGUUCGACUCGUAAUGUGCUUAAUUUAACCCUUCCCACUACGAUUGCGCGGAGCUCGGAGGACGACGUCGCAUUCGUUUCAGCUGGUGGAAUCGAGGCACGCGUAGCUAUGGGUAGCACCACGGCUCCACGUGCACUCAAAAACCCACCCGAUCCUGAUCCUCUACAGAACCCACAUCAUAUAGCUGCGAAUGGGGUUCCUGCACCUAUUAUGCGAGUCCGCAACUCACAGACAUCUCCUGUUGGUCCUCGUGCCCCAGGACUUCAUGUCAAAGUGAUCGCUCCAAUUAUAACACCCUCUUCUGGUGAGCGCAACCAUACUAGUGGACGCUACGCCAAUCGUAUGAGCACUGGACCGGUUGAUGUUGCGGAAGUUCUUCGGCAGUUGGAAGCUCAGGAUUUAGAUGAACUGCAGCGUAGUCAGCUGAGCGCCUUUGUUGCGGAGAAGCAGAAGAUUGGUGAACUGAAACCAGAAGAUUUCGAAAAAAUAAAAGAACUCGGCAAGGGCAACGGCGGUGUUGUCAGUCAGGUGCGCCACAAGACCACGGGCCUCAUUAUGGCCAAAAAGAAUAUUCACUUAGAAAUAAAGCCAGCGGUUCGAUCUCAGAUUAUUCGCGAGCUUCAGGUAUUGCAUGACUGCAAUUCGCCCUACAUCGUUGGGUAUUACGGUGCUUUCUUUGCUGACGGGGACAUUAGUCUGUGUAUGGAGUAUAUGAAUGGAGGCAGCUUGGACAUUGUGUUGCAACACGCUGGCCGCAUCCCGGAACCGAUUGUGGCGAAAAUACUCUACUCCGUUCUGAAGGGCUUGGUUUAUCUCGGCCAAGCCCUACACAUAAUACACCGAGAUGUGAAACCUUCCAACAUCCUUUUGAAGUUGAACGGCGAUGUCAAGUUGUGCGACUUUGGUGUUAGCGGGCAGCUGACGGACUCUUUGGCCAAUUCCUUUGUUGGCACUCGUAGUUACAUGGCACCGGAACGAUUAACUGGGGAGCAGUACAACAUUUUGAGUGAUGUCUGGAGCGUUGGUCUAUCUCUCGUUGAGCUGACCACUGGGCGAUACCCUAUUCCCGCCAUCGAAUGUGAAGAUUCCUAUCUAACAGCCUUCAGCCCUAAUCGCGAAGCAAACUUAGCUGAACACUUAGAUGUUGCUAAACACGGUCGCCCCUUGAAACCCGUCAGUGUGAAGCGCGAAGAGCCAAUGGCUAUCUUUGAACUGUUGGCACAUAUUGUGGAUCAGCCGGCACCUAGCUUACCAAGAUUUUGUUUCUCUGACGAUCUGAUCGAUCUGGUAGAUUCGUGUCUUCGCAGCUCCCCGUCAGACCGGCCUUCGUUGGAGAAAUUGCUCGCACAUCCCUUUGUAACUACUGUUGCUGGAGCCUGUCCGACCGGGAUAGUCCAUCGCCAGAGUACCGUCUAUAAUGCGCGAGAUGGUGAUUUUUCUUUGUCUAAUGAGGAUCCAAUCGAUAUUGGAGGUUAUCUGCGAGCAGUUCUUCCUCCGCUACCACCGGACGAACCACUUGUUUGAUAUCCAUAUACUCAUACUCUCAGUGCCUCCGAAAGCACCCCAUAUACCUAGUUCACUUAUUCAAUGUUUUAUCAGUUGAUUUCCUGAAGUCACCACACGAAACUACUUCACGUCAGUUAUCUUCAUUUCUUUCGCACUCAUCCCAUUUAUUCAAUCCAAUACCGUGAUAUCCUUGUUCCUCUUUUGGGUCUCCUGCGUGACUUCAUUCAUUUCGACUAAUUUCACUUCGCUCAUUGCCUCUGCCCUCAAUCCCACGGAGUGUUCAACACACUGCUGAUUCACCCGCUCACAGCUUGUGUACAUGUUAUCUUUGCCAUUCGGACUGAUGGAACGUUUUGCGUUGCCCGGUCUUUCGUCUUGCCUUUUUUACUUCUGUUGUACAACGCUCCCCUUUUUUGCUACAGAUGUUUUGCCUAUAGAUUUCUGCACCCAAUAACUUCCCCCAGAAAGGAAGUAGAACCUCUUCUCCCACAAUAUAUAUUUAUGCUGCGCGUUCACGACUUUUUGUCGUGAUACAUUCCCAAGCUCUAUGUGUUUGCGGUACGAUGUUAGACUACAUUGAUGCUCCAGAAGCCCUUUUACGAUUUCCAAAAG